This is a messenger RNA of Lactuca saligna, 3638 nucleotides long. The record is from the annotation of a GenBank genome assembly. Lineage: Eukaryota; Viridiplantae; Streptophyta; Magnoliopsida; Asterales; Asteraceae.
AGAUUUUAUUAAGCUACCACUCUGGAUUCAUCUUUUGUUUCUCUGGAAAGAAGUAAAAUUCAGUGGCACAGCCGUAUAUAUAACAUUUAACUUCAAGUGCCUUUUUUCAAUCAUACGACAACAAAUCCGCCGCCUCACAUAUAUGUCUAAAACGUCGGCUUGGGAUUUAAAAAAAUGAAACAAACGUUGUAAAAUUUUCCCGGCAACCCAGACCAAAACCGCCGCCGGCGCUUCAUCGGAAAAUGACGAGACGGCCAUCGUUACUAUCACCUCCUAAACCCAUACAUACUCUCUUCUUCUUCCUGUUCAUCACAGUGAUCGAGUUUUUUGGUGCUAGUUCACAACAGUUCUUGACUUCUGAACGAACGACAUUGCUUGACCUCAAGCAACGGUGGGGGAAUCCGCCGUCACUGAGUAACUGGAACGCUUCUUCUUCGCCGUGUAAAUGGCCAGAAGUUUCCUGCAACGCCGACGGUUCUGUUUUUGUUCUUGAUCUUCAGAGCAAGGGGUUGACCGGACCUAUCCCCCCGUUCAUAUGUGACCUACGGAACCUGGAAAUUUUGGUUCUCGCUGAUAAUCUCCUCACCGGAGAGUUCCCUAGAGUUUUGUAUAACUGUUCGAAGCUAACUGAAAUUGAAAUUGCACAGAACGCAUUUGUUGGAAGAUUGCCGGACGACAUUGACAGGUUAUCAGGAGUUAAAGUCAUUGAUCUCGGAGCUAAUAACUUCACCGGCGAUAUACCUCCAGCGAUCGGCAAUUUGUCCGCGUUAACGUCCUUGCAUUUGUAUCAGAACCUUUUCAACGGUUCAAUCCCGUCGGAAAUUGGAAACUUAUCUAAUCUGCUAACUCUAGGUUUGGCGUAUAAUGGAUUUGCAGCGGCGGAAAUACCACCGGAGUUUGGGAAGUUGAGGAAUUUGACGUAUUUAUGGAUGCCGCUAACUAAUCUGGUCGGAAAAAUACCAGAAAGUUUGGGUAAUAUGACCAGUCUCGAAUGGUUGGAUCUGAGUUCCAACAAUUUGGAAGGUGAAAUCCCUUCUGGGUUGUUUCUGCUAAAGAAUUUGAGUAAGUUGUAUUUGUACAAGAACAAAUUAUCCGGCAAAAUUCCGGAGGUAAUCGAGUCUUUAAAUUUGACUGAAGUCGAUGUCUCCAUGAACAUGUUGAACGGCUCAAUUCCUGAAAAUUUUGGCAAAUUACAGCAGCUGGAGGUGUUAAAUUUGUUCUCAAAUCAGUUAUCAGGCAACAUUCCCACAGGUAUUUCUCAAAUUCCGGCACUGAAAAUCUUCCGAUUGUUCAGAAACAUUCUCAGUGGGGAGUUACCUCCGGAAAUCGGGCAUCACUCAAAGCUCGAAGCAUUUGAGGUAUCUGAGAACAAACUCACCGGAGAGCUACCUGAGAAUUUGUGCGGUGGAGGUACUUUGUUUGUGGUGGUUGCUUUCUCCAACAAUCUCACCGGAGAAAUCCCGAGAUCACUCCAGAGCUGUGAGAAGCUUCAUACAAUCCAACUCUACCACAACAGUUUCACCGGUGAAUUUCCUCCAGGAAUUUGGACAUUAUCUAACCUUUCAAGCUUGAGGCUCACUGGGAACUUUCUUUCCGGCGAACUACCGAGUAGAGUACCAUGGAAUUUAUCAAGAUUGGAGAUUAGUGACAACAAGUUUUCAGGCCGAAUUCCGGAAGGCAUUUCGUCUUGGACAAAACUGAAUGUGUUCAAGGCUAGUAACAACUUGUUUUCAGGUGAAAUCCCGAUGGCAUUCACUAAUCUCUCCCAGUUGUCUGUUCUUCUUCUCGAUGGGAAUUCACUUUCCGGCCAACUUCCAUCAGAGAUCAAGUCAUGGAAUUCACUAAUCACUUUGCAUCUAGCUAGAAACAACCUUUCUGGCCCGAUUCCACCAGCCAUCGGUUAUUUGAAAGGUCUUCUCGAUCUUGAUUUAUCAGAAAACCAAUUUUCCGGCCAAAUUCCACCACAAUUCAGCAGUUUGAGACUCACCACUUUGAAUCUUUCUUCCAACAAACUCACCGGAAGAAUCCCAUUUGCAUUCGACAACCUAGCUUACGAGAACAGUUUCUUGAACAACCCCGAUCUUUGUGCAUCAUCCCCAAUCUCAAACCUCCAUAGCUGUUACACCAAAACCUCACACUCCCAGAAAUUCCCCCCCAAAAUCAUCGCCAUGAUUAUCGUCUUGUCAGCAGUCGCCAUACUCGUUGUCAUUCUUUGCACGUUGUUCGUGUUCAGACGAUACCUCAAGAAGAAACACAUUCGAGAUCUGACAACAUGGAAACUCACCUCAUUCCAUAAAUUGGAAUUCACAGAAGCAAACAUUUUGUGUUGCUUGACCGAGAACAACCUAAUCGGAAGUGGUGGUUCCGGAAAAGUGUACCAGAUUGAAAUCGGUAGGCGUGGGGAGUAUGUUGCAGUGAAGAGGAUUUGGAACACUAGAAAACUCGACCAGACUCUCGAGAAAGAGUUCUUAUCGGAGGUUCAUAUAUUAGGUUCAAUUCGUCAUUCCAACAUAGUCAAAUUGCUAUGUUGUAUUUCCAGUGAGGAUUCUAAGCUUCUUGUUUAUGAGUACAUGGAGAAUCUAAGUCUUGAUAAGUGGUUACAUGGGAAGAAAAAUAAACCGCAGCGUGGGCUGGUUCACCCCACGGCCUUGGACUGGCCCAUGAGGUUGCAGAUCGCCAUUGGAGCUGCUCAAGGGCUCUGCUAUAUGCACCACGACUGUUCUCCGGCGAUCAUACACAGAGAUGUGAAGUCAAGCAAUAUUUUGUUAGACUCCGAUUUCAAAGCAAGGAUAGCCGAUUUUGGAUUGGCAAAGGUUUUGACCAAGCCGAAGCCAGGUCAAGCCAACACCUUGUCUGCUAUAGCUGGCUCGUUUGGUUACAUUCCACCUGAGUAUGCUUACUCAACAACUGUAAAUGAGAGGGUAGACGUAUACAGCUUCGGUGUAGUGCUACUAGAACUGGUAACCGGAAAAGAACCACACGAAGGAGAUGGGGAUAUGAAUCUAGCAGAAUGGGCAUGGAGGUAUUUCAGCGAAGAGAACUCCAUUGUUGAAGCUUUGGACCCAGAAAUCAAACAGGCUAAUAGUUUCAUGGAAGAAAUCAGCCUAGUGUUCAAACUAGGGCUCAUUUGCACAAGCACCUUGCCUUCAAGUCGACCAACAAUGAAAGAAGUACUUGAGAUUCUUCGAAGAUGUAAUCCGUUAAGUGAAGAUCGGAAAGUUGGAGAAGAGUUUGAUGUUGCGCCGCUUCUUAGGAGAGAAAGUUAUCUUUCUAAUUACCGACGUGGCGCCAAUAAGGUGUUGAAUGAAAGUAUCGAUAUAUUCGAUGGUAGAUUGUAAAGGUUUGAUGGUGAUAUAUAAUAGUAAGUUUUAUGUCAUAUGUUGAUGUUUCAUGUGAUUAUAUAGCAGCAAUAAAACUUUGUUUUUUGUUAGAUUGAAUAUAAUAAUACCUGUAUUCAAGUUCAGGUUUUUAGCUAAAAAAAAGUGAUUCUUUUACAUACACCUUUUCUUAGCAUCGUGUGUCGACGUAUGGAAUAGGUUACGUACAUAAUUGGCUAGUGUUUUUGAUGUAUUGUUUGUGUGGUUUGAGAUACUUUCUUGUAAUAUGUUUUGUAAUAAUAAAGGUUAAUGCUUCCAUUC